CGCGAGCUGUGUUGUUCAGGAGGUUACCGCGUGGUUUCUCUGACCAAAAAAAAAAAAAAAAAAAAAAAAAAAAGAAAAGAAAGGAAAGAAAAAAGUCGUGUGGAACCGUUUAGAUUGAGGUAUUAUUUUCAGAGAGAAAAAAACGAACGAUCCCAUUGGUUUGUAAGAAGAAUCUGACCAUGACAAUAGUUGUUCUGCGUUUGCAAGGUUUAAACACAGAGGCGGGAUCUGAAGACAUCCGAAGAUUUUUCCAUGGCUUGCACAUACCUGAGGGUGGUGUUCAUAUUAUCGGUGGCAAGAUGGGUGAAGCUUUUAUCAUUUUUAAUUCGGAGAGAGAAGGCCAACUAGCCAUGCGAUACUCCGGAAAACUCCUCAGAGGCUCUUCUGUUUCAUUACAUAUUAGCAGUCUGGCUGAACUCAAGAGAAAAAUGGAGUCACGAUUAAAGAAACCAAAGUCCACAGCAGUGGAGACUAAAACAGUGCCAUCAUCCCCACCUGACAACAAUAGAGGUCUUUUGCUUAGUCUAAUGACUGCCAUUCAAGGACUGCAUUCAAAUGAAAAAGUGGAUCAAGGCCAAGUGCCUGAAAAUUUCAACCAAAAUGUUCCAGAAAAUGAUAAAUGGUCCUCAACAGACAACCAAACAAUUAAGGAUGCGCCACAUAGUCUAACUCAUGACAUGGCACCUAAGGAGCAAAAAAGCAGUGGAGAAAACCUCAAUUCCUGUAAGCCAGGCUAUCUUCGACUUUAUGGAUUUCCUGACUCCGUUUCCAAAGAAGAGAUCUACCAGUUCCUACUGGGACUUCCAGUGUUGGAAGUCAUCACAAAAGUUAGACUGUCACUGGGUUGGUGUUGUCUUGUGAAGCUGGCGAGUUUCACAGAUGCUGAGGAGGGGCUGAAAUACAGCCAUAGGAAAUUCAAAGAAUACCAUGUUGAGGUCAGACUUGCCCAUGAAAAGAUGUGGACCGAUGCUGUGGAGCAGUCCAAAAAUUUCAUGCAAAACAUCAAACCUCACACUUUCUCAGAGCGAAGGGAAGUUAACACGGAAAGAAAUGCAAUCAGAGGUUUCUCAACCAAAAGAAGUGCAGAGGAGUCACUCUCUCCCCGGGACACACCAAGCCGAUGA
This is a messenger RNA of Carassius gibelio (silver crucian carp), 1124 nucleotides long. RefSeq names its product RNA-binding protein 12B-like. Gene Ontology annotation, biological process: regulation of RNA splicing. Lineage: Eukaryota; Metazoa; Chordata; Actinopteri; Cypriniformes; Cyprinidae. The coding region runs from base 180 to 1124 and encodes 314 amino acids. Gene Ontology annotation, cellular component: ribonucleoprotein complex; nucleoplasm. Gene Ontology annotation, molecular function: RNA binding. The transcript is spliced from 3 exons. The record is from RefSeq and is a predicted model, not a curated record.